UUCCUCACUAGUAACUUUCCUUUUCUUCUCUCCUUGUAGUAAGCAGAGAUGGGUUCUUUUGUAGCCCAGAAGCCUCAUCUGGUAUGCAUCCCAUACCCAGCCCAAGGCCACAUCACCCCCAUGCUACAACUAGCCAAACUCCUCCAUUUUAGAGGCUUUUACAUCACCUUUGUCAACACCGAGUUCAACCAGCAACGCCUGGUGAGAUCUUGCGGCCCGGACUCCAUCAAGGGCUUGGAUGACUUCAGAUUCGAGACCAUACCCGAUGGCCUACCCACGCUCGAUCAGGAUCGCACACAAGACAUCCCAGCCCUAUGCGAUUCCAUUAGGAGGACUUGCCACUCUCCAUUCCUUGAUCUCUUGAAGAAGAUCAACACCACGCCGAACAUGCCUCCGGUCACCUGCAUCAUAUCCGAUGGUGUCAUGAGCUUUACUGUUCAGGCAGCUGAAGAGCUGGGCAUCCCGGAGUAUGUUUUCUUUACACCGAGCGCGUGCGGUGUGAUGUGUUACCUUCAUUACACAGAGCUCAUUGAAAGAGGCUUUAUACCAUUGAAAGAUGAGAGUUGCUUAACUAAUGGAUAUCUCGACACUCGCAUCGAUUUUAUUCCAGGGAUGAAAGACGUUAGACUAAGGGACUUGCCGAGUUUCAUUAAAACGACGAAUCGUGAUGAUAUCAUGCUAAAUUACGACUUAGAAAAUGGGAAGAAUGCAUUCAAGACUAAGGGCGUGAUCAUCAACACGUUUGAGGAUUUGGAACGCGGUGUUCUUGAUGGAAUCCGAUCCAAGUUCGGGCUUCAGCUCUUUACUAUAGGUCCUUUGAUGCUACUUAGUCACCAGAUAUCAGAAAGUCCAUCCAAAUCGAUCGGAUCGAAUUUGUGGAAACUGGAUACUAGUUGUCUAGAGUGGCUAGACACGAAGGAUCCCAAAUCGGUCAUUUAUGUGAAUUUCGGGAGCAUCACGGUCAUGACGGCCCACCAAAUGAGGGAGUUCGCUUGGGGGCUUGCGAAUAGCAAGCAUCCCUUCUUGUGGAUAAUUCGGCCAGAUCUUGUGUCCGGUGAAUCAGCGGUUUUGACAGAGGAGUUCAUUGAGGAGACGAAAGGGAGGAGCCUGCUUGCGGGAUGGUGUUCACAAGAGCAAGUUCUUGCGCAUCCUUCAGUUGGAGGGUUCCUAACUCAUUGCGGGUGGAAUUCAACGGUCGAGAGCAUAAGUAGUGGGUUGGCCAUGAUAUGCUGGCCGUUCUUUGCCGAGCAACAGACGAAUUGUUGGUUCGCCUGCAAUGAGUGGGCGGUCGGAAUGGAGAUCGACAACAACGUGAAAAGAGAUGAAGUGGAAGCGCUGGUUAGGGAAUUGAUGGAGGGAGAGAAAGGGAAGGAGAUGAAGAAAAAGGCCUUGGCUUGGAAAGAGAGUGCUGAGAAGGCUUCAAAACCAGGUGGGUCUUCGUAUGAGAAUUUGGACAAAUUGGUCAGUGAAAUUCUUCUUUAUAAUUGAUUAUGACUGUCGAUCAUGGACCGCAACAGCGUGAUUUAUUCUGCAUCGUUGAAAUAUGCCUGGGACUUGCGAG
Messenger RNA from Magnolia sinica, 1561 nucleotides. RefSeq names its product 7-deoxyloganetin glucosyltransferase-like. The record is from RefSeq and is a predicted model, not a curated record. Gene Ontology annotation, molecular function: UDP-glycosyltransferase activity. The coding region runs from base 49 to 1488 and encodes 479 amino acids. The transcript is spliced from 2 exons. NCBI's taxonomy places the organism in Eukaryota, Viridiplantae, Streptophyta, Magnoliopsida, Magnoliales, Magnoliaceae.